AUGAUCCCAUCUAUCUCCAAGGAGAAAUUUACCAUGUUUAAAGAUUAUUUAUUGAAGCAGAAGAAUUUGGAAAUGAUAGAAAUCGAGAUAAGAGAUGAGUUUUUCCAUCAAGGUAGGGUCUCUAUGGAAAAGGAUAGUAACAAGAUUAUAGGUGCGAUUAAAAAAGAUAAGAAAUUUAUGGAAAUUAUUCAACUUGUCGGAAAUGAAUACGAUAUGAAAUUCACCAUCGCAUUGGAAAAGAAAAUUGAUCUACCUGAUUGGUUUGAUGUAACGAAAGAACGUAAAGUGGAUCCAACACGUCUCAAACAUCGAUAUACUUUUAAACGAAUUGGUAACGAAAUUAACAAUAAUGUGUCAAUUGAUUUAUCAGAAAUAAGAAAUUGUGAUAAAGAAGAGGAAGAAGCUAAGUAUGAAAUUGAAUUAGAAUUUGUAGCCAUGGAAAAACUUUGGGCAAAUCUUGGAGACCGUGAACGCACAGUGGAUUUACUGAAAGAUUUUUUCAGAUAUUCCCAAGAUUUAUUAGAAGUACUCGGUUAA
Molecule: messenger RNA, 537 nt
Organism: Naumovozyma dairenensis CBS 421
Lineage: Eukaryota; Fungi; Ascomycota; Saccharomycetes; Saccharomycetales; Saccharomycetaceae
Exons: 1
Coding region: 1-537 (178 amino acids)
Molecular function (GO): polynucleotide 5'-phosphatase activity
Source: RefSeq, a predicted model, not a curated record